Fulvia fulva is the source of this 864-nucleotide messenger RNA. RefSeq lists its product as uncharacterized. The record is from RefSeq and is a predicted model, not a curated record. The coding region runs from base 1 to 864 and encodes 287 amino acids. The transcript is spliced from 2 exons. NCBI's taxonomy places the organism in Eukaryota, Fungi, Ascomycota, Dothideomycetes, Mycosphaerellales, Mycosphaerellaceae.
AUGUCGAGUCCGGCCGCUGCCCUCUUCGAUACAGAGACUAACGGGGAGGUCCUACAAGAAUUCAGAGAUCUCGCUCUUGGUAGCCUGGGUGCCGUUGAAGAUCCCGGCGGUGCGACUCGCAUAGGCGACAAAGACAACAAGGGCGACCAGGUGAUGAGAGAACACGAUAGGACCAACAGCGACGGGUGCCUCGAGAGUGACAAGACCAUCAAGGACAAGAUCCUCCCACUCAUGUCUUUCGAGGUCGAGUUGCGCGACAAAAUCCUCGAGUACCUUGUCCACGGCAGUCCCAUUCGCGUCUUCCUAGCUCCACGAGGCAGGGACCCACCAACCGCGAUUCAGUUACCGAUCACAGCACGCGUGGGCAACAGGAAGCUCCGUCAGGAGACCAUUCGUGUCGCACUCAUGAACACAACGCUCGAGAUUCACAGUGGCCCUGGCAACAGAAAGCUGCAACAGUGGCUUUCCUCCAUCGACCUCUCGUUGGCUAGCAAGGGACAGACCAACGGCUUCGACGCAGUUAAGAAGUUGAGCUUCCCAUACUUCAGCUUCUUGCCUUACGACAGACUCUUAGCAGACACACCUCACGGCGACAUCGAGCUAAUGAAGAAGUGCUCCAACCUUCGCGAAGUCAGUAUCUAUUUCUCUCCCGGGCAGGUCUGCGAUUACUUUGCGCCAGACAAGUCGGCACAGCAGCUUCGCCAGGACUACCGCCUCGAUGGCAUGCUUGGUCUGGAGAAGCUUGAGACACUUCGCUUCCUCGGCUGGUAUGGUUCGAAUCCAAACUCUGGCAUUUGUGAGCUCGCUAGGUGGUUCGAGGACUCGUUCAAGAGUCAGAAGGAGGUGGGCAAGCGGAGACGAUGA